AUUGUUAGACUUUAGACUUUUUGAGCAAUAAGAGCUGUGUAGGAAUCCUUCUGUGAACCAGAGAAAUAAUAAAUGCUGAGCCCUUUGGAACAUAAUCUCAAUCAGCAAGAUGCCACUGCUUUCCAGAUUUUCUCACAGGGCCCUGCUAAUUCCAUGCCAAAACUAGCUGUGGAUAUCUUCCUUCUAAUCUCCCCUAGUGCCUUAUUCGAUUAUUGUCACUGCUCUCCGACCAUACACUGUCUCUUCAGACUCUCAUUUCCCAAUUGAGUCUACCAGAGGAGGCUGAGUGUCCAUCAGGAUGUAGUCUAAGACCACAAGCCACCUUUUUCCACACGAGAAGACAGAAGCAAGAACAAGAGAGUAAAGGGAACCUUCAAAGUUUUGCUGGCAACCUCUUCAUCUACAGAUUACUGGCUGGAUGCAAACAGGGAAAAGAGAUAUGAGGGGUCUGGAUGAUUACUCUAGUUGAUUGGCAAAGGGGAGCUUGUUAAGAGGGAGGAGAACCUAGGAGGAGGGUGAACUGGACGUUGCAGUGCACUGCAGGAUGGCGUCGCCUCUGCCCUUGUUAUAUAUUAUUCUAUGGGUAGAAAAUACCCUAGGGAAACUUGAAGAUGAAGGAAACUUCUACUCCAAAAACAUCAGUCGGAUCCUGGACAACUUGCUUGAAGGCUAUGACAAUCGGCUGCGGCCAGGAUUUGGAGGUGCUGUUACUGAAGUCAAAACAGACAUUUAUGUGACCAGUUUUGGGCCUGUGUCAGACGUGGAGAUGGAGUAUACAAUGGACGUUUUCUUCCGCCAGACUUGGACUGAUGAGAGGUUAAAGUUUGGGGGACCAACUGAGAUUUUGAGUUUGAAUAACCUGAUGGUCAGUAAAAUCUGGACACCUGACACUUUUUUCAGGAAUGGCAAAAAAUCAAUUGCACACAAUAUGACAACCCCUAAUAAACUCUUCAGAAUAAUGCAGAAUGGAACCAUUUUAUAUACCAUGAGGCUUACCAUCAAUGCUGACUGUCCUAUGAGGCUGGUUAACUUUCCUAUGGAUGGGCAUGCUUGUCCACUCAAGUUUGGGAGUUAUGCUUACCCCAAAAGUGAAAUCAUAUAUACAUGGAAGAAAGGACCACUUUACUCAGUCGAAGUCCCAGAAGAAUCUUCAAGUCUCCUCCAGUAUGAUCUGAUUGGACAAACAGUAUCUAGUGAAACAAUUAAAUCUAACACAGGUGAAUACGUAAUAAUGACAGUUUAUUUCCACUUGCAAAGGAAGAUGGGCUACUUCAUGAUACAGAUAUACACUCCUUGCAUUAUGACAGUCAUUCUUUCCCAGGUGUCCUUCUGGAUUAAUAAGGAGUCUGUCCCGGCAAGAACUGUCUUUGGGAUCACCACUGUUUUAACCAUGACCACAUUAAGCAUCAGUGCCCGGCACUCCUUGCCAAAAGUGUCAUAUGCAACUGCCAUGGAUUGGUUUAUAGCUGUUUGCUUUGCUUUCGUCUUCUCCGCUCUUAUUGAAUUUGCGGCUGUCAACUAUUUUACCAAUCUUCAGACACAGAAGGCCAAAAGGAGGGCACAGAAUGCAGCCUCACCCCCAGUUACAAUAUCAAAAGCAACUGAACCCUUGGAAGCUGAGAUUGUAUUGCAUCCUGAUUCCAAGUAUCAUCUGAAGAAAAGAAUCACCUCUCUGACUUUGCCAAUAGUUCCAUCCCCUGAGGCCAGCAAAGUCCUCACAAGAGCUCCCAUCUUGCAAUCAACACCUGUCACACCCCCACCACUCUCUCCAGCCUUUGGAGGCACCAGUAAAAUAGACCAGUAUUCUCGGAUUCUCUUCCCAGUUGCAUUUGCAGGAUUUAACCUUGUAUACUGGGUAGUUUACCUUUCCAAAGACACAAUGGAAGUGAGCAGCAGUGUUGAAUAGCUUGCAGCCAAGACAACUUGUAUUCUAUAAAGCUAGAGAGAAGACUUUCCUUAAGUAUGAAGAAAUGAAGAGACUACCUCUACCCAGUGUUAGUGUCCCUGGUGAUUCUAAGAAGUAGAAGGUGCGGCACAGGCAGGAUCAGUCAUCUGGCUCUAAACAAAGCACCUGGGUGGCUCAGCAGUUGAGCAUCUGCCUUCGGCUCAGGUCAUGAUCCCGGGUCCUGGGAUCGAGUCCCACAUCAGUCUCCCUGCAGGGAGCCUGCCUCUGCCUCUGCCUAUAUCUCUGCCUAUCUCUCUGUGUGUCUCUCAUGAAUAAAUAAAUAAAAUCUUUAAAAAAAUAGAGUCAUGUUUGUAUUCAGAGUCAAUCUUUCGUCUCCUUCCUGCUCACUCAAUACACUUUCAGUUAUAAGAUGAAUACAGUCUAAGUAAUAUAUAACAUGGUAACUAUAGUAUAACUCUCUAUUGUAUGAUUGACAGUCAGUAACAGGGACACCUGCGUGGCUCAGCAGUUGAGCAUCUGCCUUUGGCUCAGGGCGUGCUCCUGGUCCCAGGAUGGAGUCCCACAUCGGGCUCCCUGAGAGAAGUCUGCUUCUCCCUCUGUCUAUGCUUCUGCCUCUCUCUGUGUGUGUCUCUCAUGAAUAAAUAAAUAAAAUCUUAAAAAAAAAAAAAGUCAAUAAGAGAGAACUUAAAUGUUCUCAGGGGGAAAAAAAAAACACCUAAAAGGUAAAUAUGUAAGUUAAUGGAUAUGUUAAUUGACUAACUCAAUGGAGGGGAUCAUUUCCUAAUGUAUUCAUAUAUCAAAUCAUCACAUUGUACAUUCUAAAUACCUUGCAAUUUUAUUUGUCAAUUA
This is a messenger RNA of Canis lupus familiaris (dog), 2755 nucleotides long. RefSeq names its product gamma-aminobutyric acid type A receptor subunit alpha6 (gene GABRA6). Gene Ontology annotation, molecular function: inhibitory extracellular ligand-gated monoatomic ion channel activity; transmitter-gated monoatomic ion channel activity involved in regulation of postsynaptic membrane potential; benzodiazepine receptor activity. Gene Ontology annotation, biological process: gamma-aminobutyric acid signaling pathway; chloride transport; nervous system process. The coding region runs from base 545 to 1906 and encodes 453 amino acids. The transcript is spliced from 10 exons. Gene Ontology annotation, cellular component: GABA-A receptor complex; synapse; dendrite membrane. The record is from RefSeq and is a predicted model, not a curated record. Lineage: Eukaryota; Metazoa; Chordata; Mammalia; Carnivora; Canidae.